Enterobius vermicularis (human pinworm) is the source of this 1158-nucleotide messenger RNA. NCBI's taxonomy places the organism in Eukaryota, Metazoa, Nematoda, Chromadorea, Rhabditida, Oxyuridae. The record is from the annotation of a GenBank genome assembly.
AUGAGGACUUCAGGAACGAGUCAACAGUACACUAACGGUGCCCAAUACAGCGCUCCAUCGACAGGAACAUCUUCAAAUGGGUACACAUCAGGUCAGCUGAGCCAAGGGCAAUCCUUUGUCGGUAGUCAACAAGAAGCGUCUGCUAGUGCGAUACAAAAUGGCGCACAAAGCCAAAUCGCGCUUGGUUCUUCUGGCACCGGCACUCAAAACGCCUACGAUACCGGUAUGAGCGCUGCAGGCGCACAACAACAGAGUUCAUCCAGCUCUGUACCCGGGUAUUUGCCAGAUUACCGAGGCGAUCAGCAAACCAACGCACAACGAAUUCAAGAAACACAAGAGCUAAACAGACCUUUCUUCCAAUCUAUCGGUGGCGAACCGAUUUAUUCUGGAGGAGUAGCCUCUUCUUCCUCAGCUUCCCAACCAUCUGCUUCCUCAACUGGAUCAGCAAAUGCGCCACAGACUGUUACAAGUAACACUUAUGGAGGUUACACUUCAGGCAAUGGUUAUGGUUAUGGUUACACCAAUACUGCGUACUAUAGUCCCAGCAGCUCGUCUGGAACGAAUGGUUACAGCUAUGCCGCCCCUAGUUAUGGUAUACCUUAUUCUUAUAGUAAUGAUCAAACCGUAUACAAUACAGCGGGAUAUCGCGGUGCUAACAAUUUACCGCCUGUCCAGCAAUAUACGACAACAGUGACACCACAGAGGACUAGUGUAGUCAAUACACAGCCUUAUUACGCCAGUACAUUACCGAACUAUGUUGGGGGUCAACCAUAUUAUGAUUCACAAGGGCAACAAAUUGGUACCUACGGGUACAAUCCAAAUGCACCUCGUAUUUCUUCAACUUUAGCAUCUGCAACACUGACACCACCGACAACAACAACAACAAAUGGAUUUGGUAGUUAUUCGGGUGUUACUGCACAACCACUGUAUACCAGUGACGGUACCUACGGUACAGGUACACCAACCUCAACAUAUCCAUAUUCCAGUACCCCUUACGCCACAACGGCGUCACCUCUCUACACAAAUACUGGAACCAAUGGGCAGUAUGGAACAAGUGGUGGUUAUGAAACCACACCUUUCCUUUAUACUACAUCUUACGCUCCAUACUCUACAACAGCUGCAUAUAGGAGAAGAUCUGUUCCGCAGAAACAGAAAUAA